Molecule: messenger RNA, 4183 nt
Organism: Harmonia axyridis
Lineage: Eukaryota; Metazoa; Arthropoda; Insecta; Coleoptera; Coccinellidae
Gene: Mtr4
Product: exosome RNA helicase MTR4
Exons: 13
Coding region: 130-3168 (1012 amino acids)
Biological process (GO): RNA catabolic process; maturation of 5.8S rRNA
Cellular component (GO): nucleus
Molecular function (GO): RNA binding; RNA helicase activity; ATP binding
Source: RefSeq, a predicted model, not a curated record
GUCAUCAAAAUAGCAAAGCUGGCAUAGCAUUCAGCAUUGACAUUUUCCUUCCAUUUUCGGUUAUUGGAAAAGUACCACGUUUUCUCACCAUUUCAUUUUUUAAGUUCUUUCAAAAUAAAGUAUAUUAAAAUGACUGACAUCGAUGAAUUAUUCAGUUGUUUCGAAUCUGUUAACAAUAAAGACUCUCAGGAUACUGAAAAUCUUGAUGACAAGUUUGUCCAGAUUGAUUUGAAAGGCGUUAAAAGGGGAAGUAGUGACGAUAUAAUUUCGUCCAAAAAAAGUAAACAAGAAUCCAAUGUGGUGGAUGUCAAGGACAUAAAUUUUGAAGAACUGAAAAACAGAAUAGUAGUUCAUACGAUAGAAUCAAAAGAAUCAUGUUCACACGAAGUUGCUUAUCCUCCAAGUCAACCAUUUAUUCCACUAAGGCCUCCCACUAGAGAACCAGCAAAAACCUACAAUUUUGUUUUAGAUCCUUUUCAAAAGGAGUCAAUUUUAUGUAUUGAUAAUAACCAGUCAGUUCUAGUUUCUGCUCAUACAUCUGCGGGAAAAACUGUCAUUGCUGAGUAUGCCAUUGCAACAUCAUUGAAAAAUAAACAGAGGGUAAUUUAUACAACACCAAUAAAAGCUCUGUCAAAUCAGAAAUAUAGGGAGUUCAUGGAUGAAUUCAAAGAUGUGGGGUUAGUAACAGGAGAUGUUACAAUUAAUCCUACAGCCUCAUGUCUCAUAAUGACCACAGAGAUUCUCCGUAAUAUGUUGUAUAGGGGCUCUGAAAUAAUGAGGGAAGUAGGAUGGGUAAUAUUUGACGAAAUUCACUAUAUGAGAGAUAAGGAGAGGGGGGUAGUUUGGGAAGAAACGCUAAUAUUGCUACCCCACAAUGUACAUUUCGUCUUUCUUUCUGCCACAAUACCAAAUGCUAGUCAAUUUAUACAAUGGGUGGCCCAUCUGCAUCAGCAACCUUGUCAUGCAGUAUACACAGAUUAUCGACCAACACCCCUACAACAUUUUGUAUACCCAGCUGGUGGAACUGGGAUUCAUAUGGUUGUAGAUGAAAAUGGUAUAUUUAAAGAUGAGAAUUUCAAUGUGGCCAUGUCGGUAUUGCAAGAUUCGGGUGAUGCAGCCAAAGGUGAUCAAAUAGGAAGAAAAGGUGGUUUCAGCAACAAGAAUUCAUCUGAAAGCGACAUCUUCAAAGUACUCAAAAUGAUAAUGGAUAGAAAUUUUGCCCCUUGUAUAGUUUUCAGUUUUUCAAAGAAAGACUGUGAACUUUAUGCCACGCAGAUGACAAAACUUGAUUUUAAUACCACUGCGGAGAAACAACUGAUUGAUGAAGUUUUCAACAAUGCAAUGAAUGUUCUGUCUGAAGGUGACAGAAUGUUACCCCAGGUUCAGCACCUCUUACCGUUGCUCAGAAGAGGAAUUGGCAUUCAUCAUGGUGGGUUAUUACCCAUUCUCAAAGAAACCAUAGAAAUACUUUUCGGUGAGGGACUCAUUAAAGCCUUAUUCGCAACAGAGACUUUUGCAAUGGGUCUGAACAUGCCCGCUAGAACAGUACUGUUCACUGGAAUGAGGAAAUUUGACGGCCAACAGUACAGAUGGCUUACUUCUGGGGAAUAUAUACAAAUGUCUGGAAGGGCAGGAAGAAGAGGUUUGGAUGACAAAGGUAUUGUCAUAUUUAUGGUCGAUGAAAAAGUACCACCAGAAGCUUGCCGAGAUAUUGUUAAAGGAUUACCAGAUCCUAUCAAUUCUGCUUUCCAUUUAACAUACAACAUGGUUCUCAAUCUACUUCGAGUGGAAGAAAUCAAUCCCGAGUACAUGCUGGAAAGAUCUUUCUUUCAGUUUCAAAAUCAGACAGCAAUUCCAGGUCUACACGAGGAAUAUGAAAACAAACGUCAAGAGUACAACGAGUUUUAUAUUGAGAAUGAAGACGAAAUUGCAUCUUACUACGAUAUAAGAAUGCAUCUUGAUAAAUUGGUGGAAGAAUUCAGAAAAAAUUUGACGAAUUUUAAAUCUUUACUUCCUUUCUUACAACCUGGUAGAUUAGUUAAGAUUAAAACUGCAGACGCAGAAUAUGAUUGGGGAGUAGUUGUAAAUUAUAAAAUUAUUAAGCCUCCUCCUAGUAAAAAGAAAGAAAAGGUCAAAUGCCAGAUCGAUAUGCUCCUUCAUGUAACUCUUGAAAACUCUAAAGAUGAUUUUCCUAAGCCAGCUGUCGAUGAAGAACAUGGGGAAUUUGAAGUUGUGGCGGUUGAUUCUCAGUUCAUAACUCACAUCUCUUCAGUAAGAUUGUAUUGUCCGAGCGAUUUGAGAACCAGAGAAGUUAGGAAAACUGUGAAAAAAUCACUGAAGGAAGUCAAAAAACGUUUUGCUGAAGGUCCCCCAUUGUUGGAUCCUGUGAAAGACAUGAAAAUCAACAAUCCAGAGUUUUUGGAAGUUAUUAACAAGAUAGAAAAUCUAGAGAAAGUCAUGAAAGAACACCCCUUGCACGACAGUGCCGUGCUGAACACGUGGUACAAGAAGUACGAGGAGAAGAUGGAGGUCCGAACGAAAUUGGAACUGGCCAGAACCAAGCUGCUGGAGGCGAAAUCGGUGCUGCAACUGGACGAGCUGAAGUGUCGCAAACGCGUGUUGAGGCGGAUGGGCUAUUGCACCAACACAGACGUGAUACAGCUGAAGGGACGGGUCGCCUGCGAAUUGAGCAGUGCCGACGAGCUGCUCCUGACCGAGAUGCUGUUCAGCGGUAUCUUCAACCCCCUGAAGCCGUCCGAGGUGUGCGCCCUCCUGAGCUGUUUCGUCUGCGACGAGAAGAGCAACGACAAGGACGAGUAUCCCAAACAGCUAAUCCUACAGAUGCAGGAUAUCGCUCGAAGGAUAGCCAAGAUUAGCACUGAAGCUCGCUUGCCUCUGGAUGAGCAGGCUUACAUUGAUAAAUUCAGGACUUCGCUAUACAACAUAGUGUAUCAGUGGUGUCAAGGGGCUAGUUUCAGCGAUCUUUGUAUGUCUACAGAAAUUUAUGAAGGUUCGAUCGUUCGUUGUAUGCGGAGACUGGAAGAACUUUUGAGACAGAUGGUACAAGCUUCAAAGACCAUAGGAAAUAAGGACUUGGAAGACAAGUUUAAUGAAGCGAUAAAAACGAUCAAAAGGGACAUUGUUUUUUCGGCUAGCUUAUAUCUGUAAUAUAAGACCCCCUCUACACUUUCUAAUGAUUUGGACUUGAUCGGUCUGUAAUAUUUUAACAUCCCAGUUUCCCUUUUAUAUCAUAAAAUUGUAAAUACAAAUGUGUGCAAAGAUUUUUGAAUGUACUUCAUAAACUGAAAAUUUUAUUAUAUGAGAAGUAUUGAAUAAACUUUUUUUUAUGAAAAUAAUAUAUAAAAAUGUUGGUUACUUUUGCUUUACUAUUUUUCUGAUAUUUAUUCGACUAAGACUGAAUGAAUGUUGAACAAAAUCGAGAAUGAAGUAGAAUUAAAUGAUUGAUUCUUAAUCAGAAUUCCAUUUUUGAAAUCGGGAUCUACAGAAUUAAACGUAUUUUUGAGAACAAAUAUUUACAUGCUUUUGGCAGAACACGUUGUUUCUUGGUUACAAUGUGCCUAAUUGUCAACCCACCCCCACCUCAGUACUAUUAGUUCAUGUGCAGGUACUGAGCAAUUGUCUGUACAUGUCUUUUGGCAUAUAAAAAGAGCGCAGUUUUUCGGAAUAUUCAGUUUCAACUGAGAGUUCCUGAAGAUUGCUGCUUUGUGGGAAAAAAAGAAGCUAACGUUUCCGUUCAUAUGAUAGAGUUUAGUUCAUAGUACGGAAUAGUUGCUUCUAUUUUUCCCACAUCUAUCUUCAUUUGAAUAUCCCUAAGUCGAAGUUGCGUUCUGUGAUCCCAGUUCAAAAAUGGAAUUUAAGUUUGUUUCAAGAAGAUGAAACCCUUAAUCAUCAGCGAGAUUUCUUCGACACUAUUCCUAUUUCUGCAGAAUAGUACGAGGAAAUAUCGCCAUUGGUUUAGGGAAUUCAUACUUUAUUUUCGAUUCUAUUUCAAUCUUCAUUCAUUAUUUAGGUGAGAUUAUUUUUGUUUUUUUUUUCAACAUUUAUAUAUUUAUUAUGUAAGUCGAUAUAUUGAGUGUUUUGUUAUAACAUUUCGAUGUCCAAAUUUUCAUUUGUUAGUGUCUAAUGUUUAUAAAUUCAUAUUGAAUAAAUAACGUCUAUAGUA